UUUUGGUUCGAAAUAUCCGCCAUGAGCCCCCAACGCCUCGGCUGAUCCAAGAAUGGAGAACAGUGACGAGCGAAGCUCGUUCUAACUACGGAGCAAUUUUACCAACCAAUGCCCAGCUGAACCUGAUGCAAAUGUCUGCGUACGCUUCUGUUUAUAUGGCUUUUCAGGUUCUUAAUGACACUUACGAGGAUUUACACGAUAUGGACGGGAUGGACCUGGCCGAACUGUUUCUGAACAAAACAUUUCGAACGCCGGGACAAACAAUAACCGUUGAUAACGAUGGAAUGCGUUUAACUGAUGUGUCCAUCAGACAGUACAACAACCAGACCUUCGUUCGUACACUAACGUGGCUAUAUUCUGCGGAAAUGGAAAGCCUAAAUUUUGUGCUGAAUGCAAGCCUUUUCUGGCCAGGGAAUGAUGGCGUUCUCCCGGCCAACAGCUUUCCUCCAUGCGUUGAUCGUAUUUGCGUGGAUAGGUCAACAGUUUCUCCUGGAACAUACGCAUUGGAUACAUUUCUAGGAAUUUUGGGAAUCAGCGUAAUUCUAAUCAUAUGCUCGUAUUGCAGACGGAAAACCGAGCUAAUGGAAAAUAGUUGGUGGAUGGUAGAAAAUUCCGAUAUUGUGGAUUUGACUAUGAAUCCAACAGUAUUCAGGUUUGCCGGUCUGGCAGUACCUUUUGUCGACACACACGAUGGAACUCCUAAAUUUCAAAAUGCUCUGUACAAAACAUUUCGUGUGCAAGCGGCGCAUGUUGCACAUGUUAAAACAAUUGACGAUGUCCUGCGAAAUCGAGCCGCUAUAGCUGUCCUGAAACAGAUUCGAGAAUGCAACCAUUUCAAUUUGGGAAAAUUCUAUGGACUGCUAUUACCGUCGCAGUGGACACCCACAUUCAAAAGACUGCUGGCAAUUGUUGAAUGCGGCCAAAAGGGACUUUUGAGAAACUACAUUGAUCAGGAUAACCUUGCCUUCAGCUGGGACUUGCGGUUCUCCCUUAUGUGGGAUCUAUUUCGCGCACUAGAAUACAUCGGCCGAAUCUCGCUCCGUAUUCAUGGUUCUCUGGAUUUUUCUUCCCUGAUAAUUGAUGAACAUUUCAGCCUUAAAAUUGCUAGACUCGGAAUGCAUCAGUUACAGCAGUCACUGCAUAGUUCUCUAAAGGCAGCUGAAUCGUUUCCACGAAUUUGCUGUCUUUGGAUGGCGCCGGAAGUAUUACGGAAUACUAGUCAUGCUCAUACAUCGACUGCAGACAUAUUUAGCUUGGGCGUGAUUCUGUACGAAAUUGCUACCCGGAAAACCCCAUUCAACGUCGAUGUGUUCGACCCAGUUGCAAUUGAAGCAAUGGUGGAACGUGUUAAGAACGGUUUCCUAAAGCCUUCCACAUAUGAAAUGAAAAACACUCACCCCACGAUGGUUACUCUUAUAUACCGGUCAUGGACGUUUAAUCCCCAAAGUCGCCCUUCAAUCGGAGAUUUUAUGCACGGCUUAAAUACUGUACAUCCCCAUACGAAUAUGUCCUUUACUGACAGUCUCCUGAUGCGCUUGCAAAAAUACAAUCUGGAAUUGGAAGGCACCGUGACUAGUCGUACCAUUGCUCUACGUGAAGAAGCAGAUAAAGUGGACAACCUUCUGGGAAAUAUGCUUCCGAAAUCGAUCGCUAAAGAGCUGAGAGACAAAAAUUACGUCCAACCCGAGUUUUUCGAAUCGGUAUCCGUGAUGUUUAGUGAUAUACCGGCGUUUAAACAUGUUGUGACAUGCUGUUCGCCACUUAUGAUUGUGGAGUUCCUAAAUAAUCUGUAUUCGAUUUUGGAUACAUUAAUUCCAUCCUACGAUGUGUACAAAGUGGAAGCCAUUACGGACCAGUACAUGAUCGCAAGUGGGCUGCCGGCAAGAAAUGGAAUUAUGCAUGCGCAAGAAAUUGGGCGAUUAAGUUUGCAAAUGCUACGAUCAACGGAUCAUCUGACUUGUCUCACGGAUGGCCGCGACUUUCAGCUUGUAUUGCGUAUUGGAAUUAACUCGGGACCUUGUGUUGGAGUUGUUAUUGGCAAGCGACUUCCACAUUACGUUCUAGUUGGAGAUACCAUCAACACAGCCAGUCGUAUCGAAACAAAUGGCGAAGAAUCUAGAGUUCAUAUUUCGGAAGCCACAAAGUGCUUGUUGGAUGUCACCGGAAAUUUCAUCAUCGAGCCAAGAGGUCAAGUUUGUGUUAAGGGGAAAGGAAGUAUGACAACUUAUUGGUUACUCGACACAGUGGAUGGUGUGUACAAUUCGGCUAAAGAAUUUUCGCAAAAAGAAAAAUAAAGAUGGCACCAGAAUGGAUAAAUUAAGAACUAUAAAUGAAGAUAAAAUAACCACGCACUUUUCUAAU
Molecule: messenger RNA, 2361 nt
Organism: Paramacrobiotus metropolitanus
Lineage: Eukaryota; Metazoa; Tardigrada; Eutardigrada; Parachela; Macrobiotidae
Product: atrial natriuretic peptide receptor 2-like
Exons: 15
Coding region: 126-2294 (722 amino acids)
Biological process (GO): cGMP biosynthetic process; protein phosphorylation; intracellular signal transduction
Molecular function (GO): guanylate cyclase activity; peptide receptor activity; ATP binding
Source: RefSeq, a predicted model, not a curated record